Messenger RNA from Nomia melanderi (Alkali bee), 2176 nucleotides. RefSeq names its product mitochondrial poly(A) polymerase (gene MTPAP). The record is from RefSeq and is a predicted model, not a curated record. Gene Ontology annotation, biological process: RNA 3'-end processing. NCBI's taxonomy places the organism in Eukaryota, Metazoa, Arthropoda, Insecta, Hymenoptera, Halictidae. Gene Ontology annotation, molecular function: poly(A) RNA polymerase activity.
UUGGCAAUCCCAUGAAACCUAUGUUACCAACAGGGUGUACAUAAACCACGUGCUUAGUAGAGUAACAAAUGUGAAACAUGGGAUCUACAUAUCGCAUCACUGCAAAUUAUUGUCCAUUAUUAAAUAAUAAUUAUUUCAAAUGUUCUCUAAACAUUUCGAGGUAUACAACAAAAGCGAAGAACGAGGAAAAGGCAGAUAGAACAUUUAUCAGUUUUGCUGAUCUGGUUAAAACUAGACAACACCAAGCACAGCGUAGUAUUGUAGUGAAAUUGAAUAAAUUUCAUGAUGCCGAUUUCUGCAGAGAGUAUUUUUCGCAGUUUGGAACUAUUAAACAUAUAUGGCAUUAUACAACACAAUUGUAUCACCCAGAUAUGAUACUUAUGGAAUAUUCAUCGCAACAAGCAAUAAAUGAUAUAUUAGAUGCAGCUAAGGUCUCUACAGAUGUAUCUGAUAGUGUUCCUAUACAGACAACAGUGUUUCAAUUUCAGAAGUUCAAGACUAAAACCCCUCAUGUUGUAGAUAAUUCUGUUCCAAAAUAUUGCCAUCAAUAUCCUACACCACGGUUGCUCAAAUCACGUCUAAAAAAUAUAGAAUCUAUAUCAAACCAAAUGAUGAUGUUUUGUAAAGUGAUGAAACUUACAGACAUUGACAUAAGACUUAGAUAUUUCACUGCUCAUCAGUUGUUACUUUGUUUCUCUAAAUUAUUUCCAACUAUUUCUGUUCUACCAUUCGGUUCAUCUGCAGCCGGUUUGGGAACAAUGGGAUGUGAUCUUGAUCUAGUAUGUGUUUUUAAUCAAAAUCAUCCGCAACAAAUGAUGAAGAUUUCGAAUGAGUUGGUAUUUACUUCAAAAUCAUAUUCUCUUUUUGACAGAACACAUCAAAAAGAGUUUCUAAGGUCUAUGUCCUUUGUCAUGCAUCAUUUCGUUCCUGGUAUUAAUAAUACAAAAACCAUUCUGAAUGCUCGUGUCCCCAUAAUUAAAUUUAUCUACAGCUUUGCACAAUUGAACUGUGAUCUUAGUAGCAACAACAUGUCUGGAUUUUACAUGACCGAAUUGUUAUACACCUUUACAGAGAUGGAUAAGCGAGUCAGGCCAUUAAUAUUUACUAUUCGCAAAUGGGCAGCAGCCGUAACUGUAACGGUCGAGGUGCCCUCCAAUAAACUAACAAAUUUUUCUCUUACACUCUUGAUAAUGUUUUAUUUACAGCGGUGUAAGAUUUUACCUCCUGUAACAAAACUGUUUAGAUUGUCGGAUUCACACCGAUUUUGUCAAAUAUUGUCGACUGAAGCUAUUCAAACACAGAUCAAUACGAAAGUAAAUAAUAGUACUUUGCUCGACCUCCUACUUGGUUUCUUCGAGUUCUACGGUACUUUCGAUUUUCGUACUCAUGGAAUAUGUAUUCUGGAGGGAAUACUUAAACCUAAAUUAGACCUUUCGCCCAUUUACAUAUACAAUCCUGUGGAGCCAACUUUGAACGUCAGCAGAAAUGUCUCUUUAGAUGAACUGACCUUCUUCAUUCAGAAAACGAUAGCUGCCAUAUCCGUAAUGACUAAAUCAUCAAGCAAUGUUAAACUUUUAGAUUUAUUAAGGGACUCUGGUACUAACAGAACAAAUAUAAGAAAUAGAUCUCAGGAAAUUUUAUUAACGCCGUCAAUAAAAGAAUGAUAAAUAAAAUCACUGUGUCGUUUAAUAGUUCAAUCCGUGGAAUCAAUUUUUUCACAAUUUACAUCGCAUUUAUUUUUUAUUGUGAAACAUUAGUUCUAGGGAAAAAUGUAAUACGAAUGGAACACACAUUUUGAUACAUCGGAAAAAUAAGGCAGUAUUAAACGUAUUUGAUGUAAGGAUGAUCACGUUUACAAAUUUUUCCAACGUCCUCACGAAAUAACUGAUAACUGGAAGAUGGAAAUUCGAAAGUUUGUUAAAUGGAAGCAAAACAGAAGUGUAGUACAGUAAAAACAACUCUGAUGAAAGAAGAUAAACUGAAUACAUUCGUUCAGAAAAGACAAUUGACGAGACUGAUUUACAUCCUGUUGUCUUCGAAUAAAUUUCAAGACAUUUAUCAUUUAUUCUCGUACAUUCUAUUCAUAAAAGACUGCCGAUCAAUAACGAGUAAUUUUCCAAAGGAUCAUUACGAAGUUCGUCGCGAAGACAGGAAAAUAAAGUAUGAACAAGGAAGA